ACAAAAUAUGUUAUGUUAUGCAUAUUCAUCUACUUAUUAUUGAAACAAAAAGAAAAAAAUUGUUUCAAUUGUUCCAUAAUCGAUUUAAUUUAUAUAUAAUAUAACGAUUAAAUUUAUAUCUUUUGACAGAAACAUUAAUGUAAGAAAAUUUAUCAUUCAACUAUUCAUGCGGCUCGAUAAAUCAUACUACCUUAUGAAACAUAAUACCAAUAUAUGUUGCUAUAAUUACAGAAUUCAGUAUAAGAUUAAUAUUUCAUGUCAAUGCAUAGGAAAUUCCUACCGUGAAAUCCUUGAUCCUUUAGCGCAUUGUAAUUAUCUGUGCGUGUAUUUGUGUAGCGGGAAACUAACUUAAUCGGUAGAGUUUGCGUGUGCUCCAUGUCACCGAUGUCCCCGUACAAUAAAUCGGAAGGCAAUGGUCUUCCGACUUCGAAAUAUACGGUUUCAGUCUUUCUUUGUACUUCGUUCGAAAUAGAUCAAGAUUAUAAUUGAAUUUUAAUAUCACCAAGAAAUAAAAUAUUAAAUUGAAUUUUAAAUCGAAAUUUGAUAUACGUAUUGUAGAAACAUGAUGAGGCGAAAAAAGCGUGGUUUAGGCUCUACAAGAAAAAUGGCUAAAAAAACAAUACCGACGGCAUUACAAACUGAAAUUUCUAAUAACGAAGAAUGGGAGAAACUUCUCACAAAAACAGGUUUAAUAGUGGUUGAUAUAUAUUCAGAAUGGAGUGGGCCUUGCACAGGAAUGGUAAGCACUCUCAAAAAAAUUAAAAUGGAAAUUGGAGGAGAUGCCUUAAGUUAUGCCACGGCAAAAUGUGAUUAUAUUACGGACUUAGAGCGUUUUCAAGGAAAAAGUGAACCAACGUGGAUGUUCAUACACAAUGGUCGGAUGAUAAACCUUGUAUUUGGUGCUCAAUGCCCACAGUUAUUAAAAGUAUUAACGAUGGAAUUGCAACGAGUACAAAGUGGCGAAGAACAUGAGUUUUCCUUAAGUAUAUCGGAAAGAAGUCCGGAAGAAAUAAAACGAUUAAAAAUUAUUGAAGAAACUAGAAUAGCUAAAGAAGCUGCAAAAAGAUCACGAAAAGAAGCUGAAGCAAAAGGACGAUAUGAAGCCGAAAUGCUGCAUUUAACCACUGUUCUGAGCAAUGAAACUUGCCUUUUACUUUAUCCGUGGGUUUUUAAAGAUGAAGAAGGUCGUAAGAGAGACAAAAAAUCAAGUCCACCAUAUAUAGAAUUAGUUGAAGAAAUAUUAUUAGAAAAUUACACUAUUGAACAAGAAAUUCGAAAACGUCUUAAUGAUGAUAUUCUAGCUACGAUAUUUAAUGAAUCUGAUUACGUAUUAUCACCAAAUGCUAAACAACUGCUUUUAGAUGGAAAAUGUAUGUUCAUGCGAUUAAAAAUUAACGAAACGAAAUCAGAGAUUGAUAUUCAUAAAUAUUUGUUAAAUCUUUUAUUUGGAAAACCGGAAUUACCCAAUAAGGAAACUAUUGUUAGCGAAGAAUAUUACGCUGGUCGACAUCGCCCUGCUUAUAUAACAAACGAAAAUGAAAAUGAAAUUUUUCCAAUUGUAUGGACACCACCAAAUUGCCAAAAUAAGACAAUUGUUUUUCGCACAAUUUUUCCUACAUAUAUUAUCAAUACAUAUCCCUAUGAAGAUAAAACUGCAAAGAUACCUAUAGUACUUUUCAAAUAUGACUAUACAAGAAAGAACGAGCUAAAAAUGGUUUUACAAGAAUUUGAAGAUGAAGUAGUUAAUUUUGGUAUUUUUGAAUCUGAUAAACCACCAGAAGCAAAACUUAUAGCAAAGAGUAUUACAGAUUUUGAAUUGAAUACGAAAGAAAGAACAGGAUAUGAAACAUUUGUAUGUGUUGUAAAAAAAAUAGGAUGUGAAGCAUUUUUAGGAUUUGCUGGUAUUGGACCCUAUCAUGUAAGUGAAAAUCCAGAAAAAGGUACAGAGGAAUCAAAGUUAUACUUUCCGAAUGUUAUUUUUUCUGAAGAAAUACAAUCAGAUGAUGAAGAAAAACCGGAAGAAUUAGAAAAUCCGGAAGAAAACAAAAAUGAGAUAACAUGAAAUUCAAUUGUCAUAUUUAAUAUAAUUUAAUAUUAUAGCGACUUUCAACUUUAUAAUUAAUAAAAAGUGAAGGAAUUAAUAAUAUGUAAAAAUGUUAUUAGGAAGCCAACAUUUAUUUUCCAGCCACCUCAACUUAAUAUAUAAAAAAAUGAAAUAGACAAAAUGCCUAAAUAUUAUAAGUCAUGUUAAGGGUAUGGUACAAUAAAUGAUGGCAAAUAAACAAAAUUUAUUUCUUAUAACCACAGCUUCGCCUACGUCCUCUUGCUCUUUCAAACUUUCGACCUUUAGAGCGUACUAAUGGUUUUGUAUGAGAAUGUGGUACACCAGGUGCAGGUCCAAAGUGUUUCACUGCUUCGCGAGCUUUACGACGACCUUGCAUUAAAACUGUUCGUUUUCCUGUAGGUGCACGUAAUGCUAAUUGAUCAAAACUAAUCAAUUCACCUCCAGCUUUUAAUAUACGAGCUCUAGCUCUUUCAGUAACACGUAAAGCACAAAC
This is a messenger RNA of Apis cerana (Asiatic honeybee), 2558 nucleotides long. RefSeq lists its product as uncharacterized. The record is from RefSeq and is a predicted model, not a curated record. NCBI's taxonomy places the organism in Eukaryota, Metazoa, Arthropoda, Insecta, Hymenoptera, Apidae.